AUUACGAGUCUAUCUCUUUCAAUUGGUUGAAAAUCUGAGGACUCGAGCAUUUUGAUGGAGGAUAAAUCAGAAAUAUUUUCCCUAAAUUGACUCAAUUGAAAAUCCUGGAUAAAGAACAAUUUCGUUUUUUCUUCCUUUUUUCUCAUUUUUUUUCCAGAUACAUCCACGCAUAUAUAGAAAGAGAAAAAUUUGGGUUUGAGAGAGAACUUUGUCUGGAUUGGCUGUACCGGUUGUUUUCUUCGCACGACGAGAGAAAGAAGAAAAGUUCGGACAAAAAAAAUCCAUUUUCUCAUUUUUUUCAGAUACAUGCACGCAUAUAUAGAAAGAGAAAUUUUGGGUUAGAGAGAGAAGAACCUUGUCUGGAUUGGCUGCACCGGUUGUAUUCUUCGCACUACGAGAGAAAGAAGAAAAGUUUGGAAAAAAAAAAUCCUUUCUUUUGGAGUAAUGAUGUUGCGAAUUUGAACGAUCAGGAGCUAGAGCUUUUGCUAAAUGACGAUUGAAAAUGCGAAUUGUUGAGAAUUUAAGCUCUGGUCAUAUUCUAGAACUUCGAAAAUUUGGGUUUUUUGGUAAAAAAUGGACGUGGAUUCGACUAUGACCACCGAAGUUGAUCGUGAUCCAUCAGACCAGCCCACAUCUGCCAACGGUUCGGACCAGCCCACUGAAUCGCAAUCUCCCGUUCCUCAGCAACAGCAACAACAGAAUAAUGAUAAUGAUAUUAUUAAUUAUAGUAAUAGUGGUGGUAUUGAUGGUAGUGAACAGGUGGUGGCUGGGCCACGCUGUGCACCGACCUAUACGGUGGUAAAUGUGAUAACUGAGAAGAAUGGGGAUGGACCGAGCCCCAGGUGUGGCUACACACUUACAGCUGUAUCGACUGUUGGGGAGGAGGGAACUCCUGAAUAUAUUGGCCCGAGAUUAAUUCUGUUCGGUGGUGCCACAGCACUUGAAGGAAAUUCUGCUGCCUCUGGAACUCUUUCCUCGGCUGGAAGUGCCGGAAUUCGGUUGGCUGGGGCCACUGCUGAUGCCCAUUCUUAUGAUGUCUUGACGAAUAAAUGGUCUCGGUACGCUUAAGUUGAUCACUUCUGUUUAGAUUCUCUACUCAAUUUUCUGGUCUACUCUUUGCUUUUAUUAGUUUAAAAUUGUUGUAAUUUGGUUAUGUGCUUUAAAUUAC
Molecule: messenger RNA, 1168 nt
Organism: Olea europaea var. sylvestris
Lineage: Eukaryota; Viridiplantae; Streptophyta; Magnoliopsida; Lamiales; Oleaceae
Product: serine/threonine-protein phosphatase BSL3-like
Exons: 2
Coding region: 574-1068 (164 amino acids)
Molecular function (GO): protein binding
Source: RefSeq, a predicted model, not a curated record